Brassica napus (rape) is the source of this 17272-nucleotide messenger RNA. RefSeq lists its product as uncharacterized. The transcript has 6 exons. Lineage: Eukaryota; Viridiplantae; Streptophyta; Magnoliopsida; Brassicales; Brassicaceae. The record is from RefSeq and is a predicted model, not a curated record. The coding region runs from base 102 to 1532 and encodes 476 amino acids.
CAGGCCAUUGCGUCCAGAAUAACUUACUCACUUCCCUAAAGAAAGCAGGAAGCUGAAAAUACGAGAGAAACUCUUUACUGCAGAGACAAAUAUCAUAGUAGAUGGGCCAACUUGUCAAUAUUCGAGCUGGCCGAUGGAACAAAACUGAUGAAGGCAGGUGGAAAUUCGAAGAAGACAAUUCAGAGGUCUAUCAUUAUAUAGUUGCACGAACCAACGAAGGAUUCGAGGAGUUUACUAAACUAGUCCGUCAGCAGCUACGUAUUGAAGAUUUAUGUCCACUCCUGGUGACAUAUCAGCUACCCGGAUGCAUGGUCCAGGAUGAUCCAUCUGCGCACGCACCAAUAACUUUAUUGACGUCUGAAGACAUAGAGAUAAUGAUGAGUGUGAAAGAGUGGAAGAAUGAGGUGGUAACCUGUGUCACGUACGGUGCACUCAACAUAGCCAAGUACCAGUUUCUGUGCCGGAGUCCAUUCACAAUUGGUGAUACUACAUAUCUAGCUGACGGUAUUACGGAGGAGGUGCACUGUAGAAUGAUUAAUUCGAUGGUAGAAGAUGAUGAAUUCACCUGUGCUGGGAGUGUGCUGAAGCAGUUAUUCAGUGAGGAGAAGUUAAUUCUUGUUUAUCGUUUUUCUUUUGAAAUCGAAGAAGCAAGAAAAUUUUUCGAUCGUUUUCCAACCCCCGAAAUAGGUGGUACAAGGAGAGAGACACAGAAAAGCCGGACUACUACGCAACGUAAAAAGUCACAGAACUGUGGAACCCAAGACAAAGGUGAUUACCAAUGCCCAUCGGAUUAUCCAGAAGAAGCAAUAAUACGUCUUAACGUAGAUGAAGACGCCGCUUACUUAAAUGCUGAUUGGGAAGAUGUGGUGGCUGGUCAACAAAAUGUAGGACAUGGUAUUGAUCCUGAAUGCUAUGUCACAGAAGCCACCCCACAUAAUCUUACUUCCCUUAGUAAUGGGGAUCAGAGAAGUACUUCAUGUUUGAACAUCAAUGUUGUUGAUCUCGUUACAUCAUCUACUGGAUCAACCGGGGAUGUUAAUGUCACCGUAAUAGGGAACACAUGUUGGAAUCCAAUAACUGUUCCCUGGGGCGACAACAGUGAUAGAGGCGAAACAUCUAUGAGGCCGUCCAAAACGUUCCAGGGUGCAACCGAAGAGGAAAUGACAGAACUGCUACCACAAUUAUACGUGAACGUAAAUGAUGAUUCAGAUAUCCCACUUAGCCCAAAAUUACAAACCCCUAGAAGACAAUCAAUCAUUGGAGAAGAUGAUUCUGGGUCCCUAAUAGUUGGGAAAAAAGAGGUUGGAGCUGACAACCAAAGUGAUAUUUACGUGGGAAUGAUCUUCAACUCCAGGGAAGAUUUCAAGCUGCAUAUGGCCAUGUAUGCUAUUAGAAAUAAAUUUCGACUCCGACACAGCCGGUCCUCUCCGGGUGGAAUGGUUCUUACAUGCUUUAGUGAGACCUGUAAGUGGCGAGUGUAUGCUGUGAUUCUCAAAAACACCCAGUUAUAUGAAAUUAGGAAGUCGAGCUAAACCAUUCUUGCACCGUUGACGACCGGACUGGGUACCAAUCUCAAGCUACUCAUACUGUCAUUGGAGGGAUGAUGAAGGGUAAAUUUGCUGGAAGAGGCGGAGGUCCCCGACCAAAUGAUAUUCGUGAAGCCAUGCAAGGUGAUCAUGACGUCCACAUUUCAUACUGGAAAGCCUGGAGGUCGAGAGAGGUAGCCUUAGACUACGCAAAAGGAUCUUCCGGCGCAUCAUACAAUUUGCUUCCCACGUACUUGGAGAAGCUAGUCAUGGCUAAUCCGGGAAGUAUUACACAGAUCCACACCGAAUAUGCUGACGGUAUAGGCCAUAGGUUCAAGUAUAUGUUUAUGGCCUUAGCUGCUAGCAUCGAAGGCUAUAGAUUCAUGAGGAAGGUUGUUAUAGUUGAUGGGUCACAUUUGCGAGGAAAGUAUGCGGGGUGUUUGUUGACCGCUUCCGCGCAGGAUGGAAACUAUCAAGUGUUCCCUUUGGCAGUUGCAGUUGUUGACAGUGAGAAUGACAAGGCUUGGGAAUGGUUUUUCACAAAACUUUCUCAAUUCAUUCCCAACAAUGAAGAGAUUGUAUUUGUCUCUGACAGACAUCCAUCCAUAUAUAUGGCAAUUGCAAAGGUGCUCAUUUUCUGAUUUAUAUGAACUAUUAUAUUACUACGUAUGUUUGGUAUAAUAUUCAUAAGGUGUAUAAUACACAUAACUAUAUGAUAUCGAAUUGAUAGAGUAAGAUAGGAUAUGGUAACUCGAGUAUAAUACGGUAAAUCCGGAUACAAAAUUAAUUCUUCUCAACACGUACAUGUAUAUCCGGCCGGGCGGCAUUGCGCAUGCAUUUUACAUUUGAAAAGAAAUAUAAGGACGUACUUCAAAGACAAGCAUUUGGGAUACCUCGUUGGAAAAGCUGCUAGGGCGUAUAGGUUAUCAGAGUUUUACCUUACGUUCAACGAGAUUAAAAGAGUUAAUCAAUCAUGUGCUGAUUACCUCGUUGGGAUAGGAUUAGAACAUUGGGCACGGUCACAUUUUCAGGGUAACCGAUACAACAUUAUGACCAGUAAUGUGGCCGAAACUUGGAAUUCAGUAUUACGAGAUGCAAGAGAAUAUCCUAUCCUCUCCCUCAUCGAAUACAUCAGGGCGAAGCUUAUGACGUGGUUUGCAAAGAGAAGACAAAUUAAAAGGGGAGAAGGUCAAAUGGUAACGCCUCGUGUUGAAGAGAUUCUCGCUGCAAAUUUUGAACGGAGUGGAUCCCUUUGGGUUACGAUGAUAGGUGAGGCGGAGUAUAAGGUCCGUAACAAAGAGGGAGCCACCUUCCAUGUGAAUCUUAGUCAGAAAACAUGUACAUGCCAUGAGUUUCAAGCACUCCUCAUUCCUUGCACUCAUGCAAUUGCUGCUGCGACAAGGGCCCAAAUCAGAAUUGACUCGUUAGUUGACGGAUGUUACAGUAGAAGCACAUACACAGCAGCAUACGCAAACAUAAUUAAUCCGGUCGUUGAGUACGAAAGUAUAGAGAUUCUAUCAAGUGACAACUCUGUUUCUGGCGUUGAAAUAAAUCGACCAUCUAGUCGGAGGCCACCGGGAAGACCAAGGAAAAGCCGGAUUCUAUCGAGGGGUGAAUUCCAGGUAAAGCUCUGCAUUUGUAGAUGUAUGUACAUAGACCUAAUAGUAAUGUAAUUUUCUAUUGCAGACGAGAGGACCGAAAAAGAGGACAGUUUGCAGUCGCUGCAAGGGUGGUGGUCAUAACAGAGCCACUUGCAAAGUGGCAAUAUGAAGGUCACAGAAUCAAAUAUAGGGGAAGGUGGAGACUCGGAUGAUGAAGGUGUAAGCACGAUUAGGAGUGGCUAAACUGGAUAUCCUUAGUGUUACAUAUUAAUGUAAACCCAAAACCAGUUUCUGGGUAGUGGACGGAGUAUUUAAAAUUCCCGAGUUUGUAAAAUAAAUAAUAACAUCUUCCCGCUUGUAUGAAAUGAGAUAAUAUAAGCAGCAGUUGUGUCAAAUAUUACGUGUACAAGUCCGAAUAGUAUCGUUAUAUUUGACUGGAUAUAAACUUCAAAAUAAUUGGGGAAGGAAGAUCGGAAACCCUAAUCUAUAAUCAAUACACCGAACCCAAUUGUAUUUAGUUUACAAUGACGAAAUGAAUAGACACAACGCCGUCGCGUAAUCCACUUAAAUUAGGGUGCACCGCAACCGUUACCGAUGUUCCUUAUACAUACACAUUAAAGAGAAAAUAUGAACUACGGCAUACGAGAGAAGAACUCACCACAUCAGGCGUUCCACAACAUUGACAGAAGGCAUAACAAAAGAAGGCACCACAAAAUAACAACAACUAGAAAAGGAGGCGACGGAACCCCCAAAAAAACCCCACAACCGGCAUAUAGUGCGAGAGAUAAACCAAAUACAUAAACAACAGCUUUGUGAUGACAUUUGCGACAAUAUAGUAAACACAAAACAUCACUUUUGUAUCUUGGAACUUAAUUUGUCGACGAGAGCAACUAUCUCUGACAUGUCUUUCUUCAGAUCUGUAAGCUCUUCCUUCAGUCCAGUCAUCACCUCCUCCAUGGCUGCUAACUUCCCAUUAAUAACCUCUAUAUCCUCAAUAAUCGCAUCGUCAGCCCACUUGAAAACAUGGUUCUCACCAAAAACAACUCCGCAUCUAAAAAAUUUACGCCCUGGAUUUUCCCUAGUUUUAGAAACUAACGCAAUUGUCGUUGCUCCACACUGACACCGGCGAGGAAUCCCCGGACCUAAUUACAUGGCCAUUCCCGUUGGAAUUAUACUGCAGAGAUCAUAAAUAGGAAAAACAAAAACUGUCAGAUGAGAAAAACGCAAAUAUAACUUCAAAUGGGGACGAACUACCUGAUUGACUUCGAUGUUUUGGUGAAAAGGAAGGACCUGGAAGUCUAGGUUUUCGGUGAACCUAAAACGCUGUGAUGUGGUGCCUUUUUCAAACUCAUCGUCUUUGAUAAUGGGCCUACCAUAAUAACAACGGAGACUAAUGGACCACGUCAACUGCAAAGUCACUAUUGAAGAUAUUUCCUCAAGUUAUCUUACUAUAGACGACUUUAUGCGGAUAGAAUUUCAGGACAACGACAUUUAUAAUUAAAUAUCGAAAAGCUGUGUUGUCAUGUCAGGCAAAUAGGUUAUGAUGGUAACCUAGCCCUAGGUACGCUGCCGCAUUAAAUGGAAAGAUUUGCCGUAGAUUUUCUCCUUUAACCUCCAUCUGUAGGUGAUACCGGUUUUCGAAGCCUGUAGUUUGCUCUAUAAAGGGGCUUCCCCUAUCAUCUUCUACAACACAAAAGAAGCGACAACACCGGAUACCAUCUGAAGAAACUGAAAAGAAAUUCAGUUGACUGGCACUUCGACACUGCUGAAGAUUCGUAAAGGUGAUUCUCUUCGCUUCAACAACAUAAUCGCCUAUAUUUCUUAUUUACUUAGGGGACCAGUAGGUUGGAUAAAGCAAUAGACGUAGGACACAUAAAAUCUUAUGUUCCGUUGGUCAGCAUAAAUGAGAUGAUAUAUAAAUGUUUGUCUUCCUUCUCCCACUAACCGUCAUUUGUAAUUUCUACAGAUGGCCCGUCUUGUUCGUGUAUUUAAGGGACAGUGGUUGAAAUCACAGCAAGGAGUGUGGACGUUCGAAGAGGAUCAAACCCGCGGAGGCCGUGAUAUAGUCAUCGGGAAAAACGAACAAGUUAACGCGCUUAAAGAGCAUGUGAGGAGUGUUUUCAAUCUUCGUACAGAGACGCCGAUGGUUGUCACCUUUCAGCUCCCCCAAUGGAUGCUUGAGCCGGAUGGGGGAACAUGGCCACCCCAUAACAUCAAUACCAACGCAGACAUCGAUAUGAUGAUGAGCGUACAUGAAUGGAACGUUGAACCCAAGCUUUGCGUGAUAUCUGGUGCUGAAGAUGUUGCCACCUACCAGUUUAGGUGCAGAGCACCUUUCACAAUUGGAUCUAUCACUUUCCUAGGAGACGGUGUUCCAGAGGAGCAACACAUGGCCUUCGUUUUAGGUAUCUUCGUAAACACGGCAAUCCUGUGUAACUUUAAAAUAAACUGUAACAAUGUUUUUUUUGCCAGAUAUGAUAAGAGGUAACGAGAUCGUCUGCAGUGACCAUGUCCUAAACGAACUCUUUGAUGAGCAGAAAAUGGUGUUACUGUAUCGUUUUUCUCAGGAGAUUCAAAAAGCAAAAACCAGUCUAAACCUCAAUUUAGCACCCAUGGUGGAACCAGACGACCACAUUGUACCUAAUAUUGGGAAUACAGACAUGGACACACAUGUUGUCGCCGGAGGUGGUGUUGUCAAUACUGACAUCAACGCACCACCUCAAAGGUUUCAUGUUCCGGUUACAAAUCUCACUCAAUUUGGUUCGUUUUUCUUGAACAUUUUUGUCUAUGUAAUUAUGUAACUCCACUCCCCGGAAAAUCAUAAACACGUACUUUAUUUGUUUUGCUUUAACUUUGGGUUGGUUAGAGUGAAUAAAUUGCCAUAGAGAACCCUAACCUUUAAUCGUCUUGUAGGGUCUCAUUCCUGCAACACGGGUGCAUACAUGAGGGCCUCUCUUCCUCCAACAACGUAUGACCGACAUUAUUAUACACCACAAUGGGGAAACAUGGACGUUACAGGAAUGUAUUGGGACAACUUAAUGUCAUCCAGAUAUGCAGUCGACUUGCAGAGAAUCUAUGGAGUUCCGGGAUCUGAGUACGUUGGAUACGGCACAAAUGACCUCACCAUCGGAAACCCUAUUCAGCCACAUCUUCAAGCUUCCCCUAGGGGUCCACUUGUGCAGGGAUACGAGGUUCCUAUAGAAGUUUUGUCCACCGCUUCGUCGACUGAGUUGAAGGAGGUUCAUGAAAAUGGACGUAACCUGAACACUUCAAAACUAAGCGGAGGAGGAGAUCCCGUAGCUGUUGAAAAAGGUUUAACAGCAAUUUUACAAAAUUCAUCCCAAAAAAUUCAAAUAUUUUACAUACUAACAGAGGACAAUACGUACAACUGUGUAUGCUUUUAUACUUACAUCGAGUUAUUCAUUUAAUGACUGAAAGGUGAAUCCUCCAACCACCCCGUACGUGGAACGCAUGCGGAGUUUGAGGUUGGGGUUAAUGUUGAAGCCGGAGAGGGCAUGGCAGAUGAUGAAGGAAAUGGUGGACGCUCCUCUGCAGAUUGAAGAAUCUGGACACCAAUAUGUUUAAUAACUACGUCAAACACUGCUGUGUUAUAUUUAAACCCUUUUGGCACUGUUUAAUAUUAUCUUAAGCUUGGGAUGUAAGGUUCAGCAGGGGAGCUCUUUAGUUUUUGGAUGUAUUAUAUUAGCUCCAAUGGUGUACUGGUUGUUUUGUAUGAAGUCGAAUGUAUGAAAUGAAACAAUAGUAAGUUGCCUUAAUAGUAAACCUGGACUUCGAACUCUUUAACAACGCCGAAAAAAGCAGAUAUUUUACGAAAGAAAUAGCUAAUAUACGCAAUAGCUGGAUAUUCUCAUGUUUGCAAAAUAAUGUUGACCAAGCACCAGUGUAAAUGGAUGGUUGAAGGUGAGAAAAUUAUUCCUAUACGUUAAGAUUCUUUAAUCGCCAAAACAUUAACCCAACGAAACCAAAACAGAGAAGACAUUAGUCAUUGCCAAAGUAAAUGGCAUGAGUAAUUCUAAAAUGAUGGGAAACAAAUGCUUUAGAAUAAGAUCCCUACGGCACGCAAAAAACGACAUUGAACCAUGGCCGAGAAGACAACAAUGCUAAACCAUUCAUAACGGUUAUCAUGAAGAAAUUAAACAUACGUUUAUAACUUCAUAACAUCCAUACAAUGUUCCUCAACUUAAAGUUAAAACUCACAGAACAUAAAUUCGAACAAAGUUACAUUGAUUAAACUGUUUGAUAGAAAGGCAGUUAAAUUAACCGUGGUGAUUGGGAUACAACCGGGUAUCGCGAGGCGUCGAUGAAGUUGAAUGGACAAAGUAAGAAACGUACUACAACUUCUUAUGAAACUCGUAGAUAAGUAUCGCAGCCUUACGUGCUUCCGCUGGAAUGACAGUUGGCGUGAGAGACCUACACACAUCGAAACCAAACAACGCAUGUGUUUGCAUAAACAGACAGGCGGUCAACGCAGAAUCCGCUGGAUUUGUGUUUUGCGACAGGCCUUUCAUUCUUUCCACGACCAUUUCGUUCCCAUUAACCUGCUCCACGAUCCCUAUACGUUUCAAUAGAUAAGGAAACAUAUGAGAGAUCGGAUAGCUCCUUCACCAAAGCGUCGUCCAUAAUAACAUCCAUGUUAGAAUCGAAAACAAAUAUCUUCGAAGAGCGGAUAUCAACACAAAGGCCAACCCAGUGCUUCCGAUCGACGUUGAACGGAAUGUAGAACCUGCCUACUUCAAUUUCUCUGCUAUAACUCUUUGAAACCAAAUCGACCAUUGCAUUACUGAAAACAUAACCUUCCUUGGACUUUGUUUUUUUAAACCUAGGAUAAUUCCUUGAUAGCAAACACUGAAGACGACUGUCCAGAAACACAGGUGCGGUAUCGCCUCCACCCAACGCUUCCUUCUUGAAGGUAGAAGCAACAAGCCUUGUAAGAAUAUCCAAGACCUGUAUUUGAAAAAGUUAUCCAGAGAUGAGAAUUAGACAGUUUUAAAAAAUAUUUAUUUGGGGAACAACAGUGUACGUACUCUGCCAGGAAGGAAUCUCUUCCGUUCUCCUAUAUCAAUCAAGUCCUUCCCCGUUACAGACAGCCCCCCAACAUUGAAUACACUAGAAAGAAGUGUGAGUGAGGAAACGGCACAUACGAUACAAAUGUCUAUGUCUGCAACCGUAUGUGAACUAUAUAAUUAUAGGAAAUAAAAGUACACAUUGAGUUAAUACCAGUCUUUCUUCAGUAGCAUCUUCAGCCGCGUAUACUUCUCACAAAUCUCAGAAUAGUCGGAGGGACUGUUCACAAAAUGUUGCUCUUCACGAGCCCGAUUCAAGAUUACGGCCCCACAGUGGUAGUCAUUGAUAAGUUGGGGAGGAAUGUGCCUCAACCGCUUGCUUUUACGGCAUAUAAAACUAUCUUCAUUAUCACCCACCUCUGCUUCAAUGUCAUCUUCAGCUUUCUUACUUUUGUUUUUUUCUCCCAAUUCCACUAUAUCUGAUUGCACCACCGUGCGAAGUUCCUGAGUUAGGCCAAGUGAGAAAGAAGGAAUCUCAGGUUCUCGAGGAAGGUGGGCCGCCUACAGUUACGAUCUUUUAAUAUCUUCAAUAUAUCAGACAUUUGAAUAACAAAAAUGGAAAAAUUUCGAAUUUUACAUUCUGUCUGCCGCUAUCGUGGGUCUGGCUCUGAGCGGAAAGAGAUGCCUGAUGAACCUGUUCACGCACUCCGCAAGCAACCGAACCACUCUUGCGAGGCUCCAACGCAGAAAGCGAGACUAAUCCCUGCAAUACACAAACAUAUCCAAUUUAUAACAAAAUUAACUGGAUUUAUGCGAGAAGGUUGGUGAAGGUCUACUGAUGCAGUACAAAAAUAGAAAAUGCAGAUUAAUAACAAUGACAGUGAACAGCUUUACAUCUGAAACAUGCAGAGAUAGCCGUCUCGCAGAGGUUGGCUUCUCUGACUGCAGACUGCGGGACACAUUGAGACGCAUGUUUUCUGGUGCUUCUCCGCCGACAAAUUUUUGACGUUCCUGCCUACGAGACUCAGCCUCAGAUCCCUAAAAGUAAGCCAAUUACGUUGUAAAAGCAGUUUUCACAAGCGGUUUCAAUAUACCACAACACCAUUACUGGCACUUACUUGCCACCGUUUUCUUGAAGCUGGGGGAGUUGAGUAAUGACUAAGAUUUCCCAUGACAUCGUCAACUAUAUCCUCGUUCGAACCGAGCAUAGCAGGGGUGGAGUAUUGACGAACAUCUCUCCUUCCCACUCCAUUAGCUGCUGGUGGACUCCUAUUUGUAGGGACUUCUCCACUCGCACCUUCAAGACCAACUGCGGUGGGGUGUACACCUUCGACUGGGGCCUUACGAAAUUCUUUAGGGAAGCAAGCUAGGAUUUCCGUUUUAAAAUUCCGGAGCAUUGCCUCAACAGUAGCAACAACAGAAGACUGAUAAGCGAAACCACUCGAAGAGAUCUCCUUUACGGAUGCAACAGCAGCAGCAAUAGUCGCAUCGAUCCGAUCUAUCUCAGGUCUGAGGACUGAAUUAAUAAGAGAUUUCAUUUUCGCUUCCUCAGGUCGGUGUACAGCUACGUCCUUAUGCUUCUGGUUUUGCGGUUUUCUUUUUCCCCCGUCUUUAACAUUCGCACGCAUCCUCUCAACAUCCACUUUACUGACCCCACCUCGAAACAUUUCCUUACGAAUAAGCUGAUUCUUCGAUAUAAUGCGCACCAAGUUCUCAACUUUGGCAUCUACAACAUCAUCCGACCAGUUAACCAAAGAAUCGUUCACUGGCGUUCGAGGAUCUGCUGGAAUAAUGCUCGUCACCUUUGCCUAACAUAACAUUCAACAAAUAAUAAAGAAGUUAUAAUGAAUCUGCUACGGUUAGUUUCAUUAGUGGUUACAGAAAGAAAGAGUAAGUUCCCAACCUCAGCUUUCCUAUCAACUUCCCGAGCAUGGCUAGGACACAAUGUCUGCUUCUUAGUCUGACUGGCAUGACGAUCUGCGUUCUCAUCGUCGCUGUCCGAUUCUGACGAGGAACAAGCUUCUUGAACGACUUCCGUCAGAGCAGGAACCGCUUCAACGAUAACUAGUUGGAGCGCAAGCGCAAACCCUUUCAACGCAAUUGUGUUUUGCGAUAGAGAUAUCUCAUCUCUCUUUUUGAUACUUGUCAUCAACAUAUCAAAAGCUAGUCUCCCCCACGGGAAGGCAAAGAACUCUUCCAUAUCGACUAGCAUCUCAGCGUAUUCCUUCAACAUCUUCAUCCGGAGAUUAGUAGACAGCAAAACAGAAGACACAAUUGCAAGGCAAGCGAGUUUCAUCCAGAUAUCUUUGUCGGUUACGGUUUUUUUCCUAAGCAUCUUAACCGCCCUAGAAACUCUCAUUUCUUCUACUCUUCCAAAGAUCUCUGGCCAGUACGGUUUCUCAUUGAUGUGUUUCUUCCUCUUGGACUUUGCUUUCUUUGGGAAUUCACCACAAGGAAGACCGGUAACAAUGGCAAACUCUCGGAGGGAAAAUCUAAUUGGUUUGCCGGCAAAGCGAAACCAAGCUUCGUGCUUUUUCUCUACUUUUAGUUGCCUUGAGAGAAGAUAUCUAGCAAAUCUACCGGAAAACCCGGGUUUCUCUGCGAUUUCUACCAACUUUCCGAAAGAUGUUGACCGGAGGAACUGGAUCUCUUCAUCCUCCAGUGCAUCGAGAAUUGUGUUUAUCGCACGCGAAGACUGGUAAGUAAGAACCCUAACACCGACGGGUUCUUCACCCUCGGCGAACAUCAUUUCCGGUAACGGACCGGUAACUUCAUCGUCGCCUUCUACAGGAAUUUCACCGAGCCGUGAAGACUCCAUGUCAAUUACGUUUACAAACUUUGUGGGAGAGUUGAGAGAGAAAGUGAUGUUGACACUGUUAACAACUCUUUCUGGGAUAGUAAUGAGAGAAAGCGAACGGCCUAGAAAACUCAUGAGACGACAAUAUAUUAAAGGCUACAGUUUUCUGAUAAGGGUUGGUUUUUUGCAUGUAUACGAAAGUACAUUUUCUUUUUCUUCCAAUAAGAUUCCAUCAUUACUACAAAGCGUGUUCUACCGCUUUCUACCGGUUGUCUGAAGCGCUACAACUUCUCGAAUAUCUCGUAAAAUAGGGGCAUUUUCGGUAUUUAGAAAAAGCGAACAGUUGAAUAUCCAGUUACCUAAUUUACGCCUCCUCUAUGUAUAUGUACUGCAAAAACCCAAAAAAAUAACACCAAAGCGAAAACUAAGAGAGAGAGACUGGAGAAAGAGAAACGAGUUUGUAGUUCAAAAAAAUAAAAAUAUCGAGUUUGUAGUUCAAAAAAAUAAAAAUAUCUAAAGUAAAGCCAGUUAGUUGCUCUCUUAUAUUAUUGCUUGAAUUCUCUGAAGUUGUAAGCAGGCACGGCUCAAGAAAUAAGUGGGCCAUGUGCCAUAUAAUACUUUUCCUGCUAUGUUUGUAUAUGACUGUAAAAAUCGGACCUUUUUCUUUGUAAGAAUUUUAGAAUUUAGAACCAUAACUCUAUGAAAAAAUUGUAAUGAAAAAUUGAGGAUCUUGUGCAUUUGUACAUUGGGCACACCCACAAAACCGACACUGGUUGUAAGCCCAAAAAUAUUGAACAGAUCAAAGAUGUGGCUUGCAGUGCAGGGGAACGAGAAGAUUGCAAUCUUGGAGUUAUUACGCUUUCACAAAAAAAAGAGAGAGUAUAUUCAAGUAAUGGAAACACUCGACUAUAUAUACAAGAAGACCUAAAUGAUUUUAGGUUAGCCGUUUUCAGAGAGAAUAGAGCGCUCAAGCAAUAAGAACAUGAUUUGAGGUUUGGUGAGUGAGAUUCUUGUGAGAGAAGCGAGUGUUGUUGCUUUAGGAUAUAUUGGAUAGCUAAGAAUUGGUCAGACGUGAUACAAGAGUUGUGUGUGGUCACAUAAAUUUGAUUGAACAAGACUGUUAAGUUUGUUCCACGAAAGAAAAUAACGCGUCUAAAUUCAACUCAAAGGCGAGAUCAACCAUCUUUUCCGCAGUAGACAUUGAUCAGUUCAAGAUCAUACAUGGAUCUGAAUCAGCAAAAGCUGCCUGUGAUAUUCUUGUCAACUACUUUGAAGGUUAUACAACUGUUAAAAGUACUCGUCUAGACCAUCUAGCUACCAGGUUUGAAAAUCUAAGUAUGGGUGAAUAUGUGUCGUUGGGAAGUUUCACUGCAAAAUUAAACACUUUAGAAAAUGAAACAUCUUUCUUUGGAAAGAAGUACAAUAAGAGGAAGUUAGUCAAGAAACUCAUCAGAUGUCUUCCAAUAAGAUUUGAAGCUUGUAAGGCAGUGAUUAAAGUGACUAUGAAAUCAGAUGAGAUUAAGUUUGAUAAACUGGUGGGACUACUCAUGGCCUCUGAGUUGGAACAAGCUGAAGACAAUCCAACUCCAGUCAAAAGAAUUGCCUUUACAGAAAAUCACAAGGAUGAAAGAGUUAAAUAUUGGAGGAACAUGUGAGUCUGAUGGCAUAGAAUUUCAACAGUCUGGUGAAGAGAUUUGAUAAAGGACUAACAAAAAAUAAUAGAAGAUUCAAAAGAAGUAGUCAAAAUGAGAAUACUCGUCCAAGUGAAGAUUGGAGUGACUAGAAAAAGGAUAUGCAGUGUCAUGAAUGUGAGGGAUAUGUACAUUUUAAAUCAGACUGUCUUUCAUUAAAGAGAAGAUAGCUAAGAUGCAAAAAAUGUAAAAUGUUUGGGCAUAUCAAAUCUGAAUGCCCAUGGUCACAAAAAGGCAAAGAGAAAUCAUUCCUCUGUUUAGUUAUACAGAGUCUGAAGAUGACCAAGAUGAUCAAGAUAUUCUACUGAACUUUGUGGCACUGGUAGGUUUGGAAAAUUCAUCAUCAGACGAAGAUACCACAGAUUCUGAAGAUGAAUGGGAAAUAGAUGUCAAAAAGGAAUAUCGAGAAUUUUAUAUCAGUGGGUCAAGCUGAGUCAUGAAAAUCUACAACUCCUCAAGUAUACAUUUAUGCUUAAGGCUCAAAUCAACAUUCUGAAGAUAGACUCAAAGCCAUCUGGUGAUAAAGGAAAUAAUGUGUCAGAAUCCAUGGACACUAAGAAAUUGCACAUGAUUUUGCUGAAGAAAAACUCAAGAAUCAAGUAUUAGAAGAUUGAAUUGCACAGAUGUUGAAAGCUUACACCGAAGAGCAAGCUAAAGCUCGAAGUCUUGAACAUGACCUAUGUGAGAAUCAUAAGAAGAUCUGAAUGAUAAGUACUGGAACCAAAAGUUUGGAUCAAUUUUGAGCGGUAGGACAACCACCAAACACCAACUGGGGAUUAGGAUACACUGGUGUAGAAUCAACAUAUAUUGUAUUUAUCUCAGCUAAGAUCAAACUCCAAGAGAACCACAAAACAUUUUAGAUAGGAGAAUUUUCUACGAAGGACUUGGAAAACGGAUAGUCGAAGGGUCAACUGAGGUAAAAAGACAAGAGCAAGCUUACACUGAAGUAAGAAGCCAAGAGUACUGCAACAUGAUUGCGAAAGAAAAAAUUUCUCAUUGGAAAAGAAAAGACGAAAGAUUGAUGGUAAAAAAACAACCAAGCUGAACCAGUGGAUCAACAACACAUAGGAGACAGAGGAUGUUUCAUGUGUGGAAGAUUAUGACACAUAAAAGCAUAUAUUAUUAUCAGUUUCUCAAGAAAAUUCGUAAAGCAUGGAGAUCUGUUUCUCAGAAAAAUUUGUCAAGCAUGGAGAUCUAGCAAGUGUUUUCCUUAAAAAUAAGAGGUUUGGGAAGAUAUGUAUCCAAAUCAAAAUCAAUCACCAAGGAUAGAAGACAAUCUGUAAUCAUGUGACCCUUGAUGGCCUUACGUGUGAUUGUGAAGACCCUAUGGAAACUGCAUAUACAUUCGGUAAAACAUAGACAUUAGAUGCUUGGUAUUUAGACAGUGGGUUCUCAUGACACAUGACUGAGAAAAAUGACAUUUUUUGAAGACAUUCCAACAGUAAAAGGAAAAGAUUAAUGGAAUUGGGUCUAGUAACAUUUCAGAGCAACCAUGACUAAUUAAUGUAUGUAUGUUGAAGGACUCAGAUCAAAUAUCAUAAGUAUAAGUCAAUUAUUUGAUGAAGGAUUGACAGUAGUUUUCAUAACAACACAGUGUAAAGCAUUCAACGAAAAAGUGAAAAUCUUUGGUGUUCGCUAUGGAAACAAUUGCUACAUUUGGGAUGCAUAAUACCUUUAAUCUACUGAAGAGACCAUGCAAUAAACAUGUGUAAAGACCAAAACUCACAAGGAUAGUUCAUGUAAUGAUUCAAUAAAUGAGGAACUUAAGUAGUUGGUUAGAUUUUAAACUCUGGAGUCCACAAUCCUACAUAGAUGUUUACACAGUGCUACGAUCACUUUUGAAAAGCAAUACAUGGAUGAAUCUGAGAGACCAAUAAGAUCUUAUGAUGAUCUGGAGAGUGGCAGAGUUAGAUACACGCUGUAGAUGAACAUGACAGCUGAGUUGAUUGUGAGAACAUUGGCAAAUGAGCAUAAGUUGAGUUUAACUGGAGAAAGGACAUAGAACAUUAUAUGUGUACUCAAAGCAUGACUAGAGGAUUCGUUGUAGAAUCAAGAAAACUAAUCAAUGUCAGAGAUAGUCUCAAGAGGGUGGUGCAAUGCAACAAAGAUAUACUUGUGAGCUUGUUAGCCAUCUCGGUUUUGACCCGAGAUGCGUCUUGAGACCUGUCGUGGUGCGCAACUGGGGCGUUACGCUCUAUGAGCGGGGGUGAAUCGUAAAAUCCUAAUUUCUGGUAUAUGUAGAACGGCUUAAGAGAAUUGAUUUGACUAUAUAUAUCACUAAAGUGCCCUUACUUUUUCAGGCACACAUCUAGUUAAAACUCCAUUGUUAAACGUGAUUGAGCUGGAAUAAUGGAAGUAUGGGGGAUCUACCGAAAAGUCAUUCGCGGUAUGUAUGAGUGAGGCUAAAACAUGGGGAAAGGUCAUGCGGUGAUUGCAGGGUCAGUAAACAAUACUUUCGAGUCUCCAAAAUAUUAACGCAUCGUCCGUCGCAUGGAAUGGGGCCCACGGACCGAGUGAGUGGGUGUAGGAGGCCCAAUAGACGUGGGCGGUCACAGUGUUACAAGUGGUAUCAGAGCCGAACCCACACGAUUGUAGAGUCAAUUGAGGUCUCACACUAACAUGGGUAACGAUUUUGGGGCAUAACAGGCACACGUCCAUUUAGAACGUGAUUCGCGAUAUCGUGUGAGUGAGGCCAAAGCACGGAGAAAUGUCAUGUGGUGAUUGCAGGGUAAGUAAGCAUGACUAAUGAUCCUCCAAAAAAUUCACGCACCUUCCAUCGCAAAGGAUGGGCCCAUGGGCCGAGUAAGCAGAAGAGUUUUUUUAGAGAGAAAGAAAGUUAAUUUAACUUUGCUAUACUUUCUCUGUAGUCUCUGAAAAUCUUUUUCAACUUUUCAUUUGUAUGGCUUUGGUGGUUCUCUUAGCACCGGAGCCGUCCUCUCUUUUCCUUUUUCUUUGUUUUGUGUUGUGACUUUAUUGGUUUGCUAUGUUUGGAUCUGUUUGAUUAACCGUGUAGAUGUUCAAAGCAAGGAUCUAUCUUAAUGUGGUCGAAAAUCUAAAUCUGAUCGGGUUCAUCUACAAUUUUCUCUUGGUAGUUUUGGACCCUCUACAUCGUCGGUGUGACUAUCUUUGAUCCUUAGUUUUCCUUAUUUCAUUUGCAUGUGUUUUAUUCCUUUUGGGUGGACCAGAUUAUUGCAGGUUUUCAGUUUUGAUGUUUCUCAGUUGGGUUGUUUGUCUCCUUUUAUCUUUGUCAAAUUUUUGGUUUCUCUCAUGUUCAUCUCCGCAAAUGGAUCGACCCGCUCCUUGUCAUUUCCUAAGAGAUUAGUUUGAGAUCUCUUCUCUUCAUGGCGCUUCUUUGUGGUGGUUCUAAGUUGCUUCAUACCCAACGACGCCUUUCUAGUUGUUCGUUGGAUAAGGAAACCUUUAGUCUACCGCUUACUAUUCCACUAUAGAAGGUUUCGAUUGUCAAAAUGCUGUUGAUAACUUCCAUUAAAUAUUCUUAAGAUUCUAGGUUUAAGGUUACUGUUCUGCAUUUUCACCUUUGUGUUUGUAAGUAGAGGUUAACAAUUGUAAUUGGAAUAUAAUUAUGUGUUUUAGUCCAAUGCAUGUGUGUUGUGGUUAGUUUCAGGGGACACUUUUGUCGUCUGCCGGCUUCAUUGUUUGAACAAGUGAUCACUGACAUGCUGAAAACAAAACACGUCACUUAAAUCCACUAAAUCAUUUUCAAUAUAAAAUUAUAUUUUUUGUUUCUAAAAUACAGUUGGCUUUGCUAUAGUUUUACUCUAAUUUCUAUUUUUAAAAAGUAGAGUCAAAAACAGAAACAAAAGUUUAAAAAAUAUUUAAAAUUUUAAAUAAUAAUUUUGAUAUUCCAAAAUAAAAUAUAAAUAAAAUUUUGAACUAAAAAAUGUUUGUUUUCAAAAAAAGAAGAAGAUAAAACUAUUUUUUUAACUAUUUAUACACAGUAGUUAUGUAUAUUUUUAUAUUUAUAAAGUAAGGGUAUAAUAAUUUGAUCUCUUUAAUAAAAUCUUUUUUUUUUGUUAUUCUUCUUGUGUAUUUUUUGGUCCAAAAAACUUAUUUUAGGGUCUUUUGGAAUAUUUCCCUUAAAUAAUAUUACUGCCUAAUUACAUAUUCUCGUUUUAUGGUAUAUUUCUCCAUCGCGCAUCUCUCUCCCCCAAACACGAUCUUCUUAAACGAAUCGAGAAGCCAUGGAUAACAGCAGCAGCAUCAACUCCACCGCGUCCAAUCUGAGCACUGCUUCCUUCGAAAAGAUCGAUCAGGCGGCGAGCUGGGUGGGCACAACCGUCAUAUCCGCCUUCUUCGCCUCCCUCGAGCGUUGCUCCUGCGUUAAUCUAUCAACCUCCGACGAUGAUGACGAAGACGACGACGAAUCCCACAGCCGUCCCCUUGCUCUCUCCCCCGCUCCUCACCCAGACGACAUUGUUUAGCUACUCCGCUAAUCCCUUUCACGGGUUCUGUUUCUCCUAAUCAGAUCUGGAUGCAUGCUUCUCAGAACUUUUGAUUGAUUGUAUAUGCCUUAUUCCUUGCUUCUUCUUCUUUCUUGAUCCCACAAGUCUAUUUUAUAUCAUUUUUCUUUUCAGCUCUUUAUUUUAUAUAUCAUUCUGAGAGUUAUUGCUUA